This is a messenger RNA of Neospora caninum, 636 nucleotides long. RefSeq lists its product as hypothetical. NCBI's taxonomy places the organism in Eukaryota, Apicomplexa, Conoidasida, Eucoccidiorida, Sarcocystidae. The transcript is spliced from 6 exons. Bases 1 to 636 code for a protein of 211 amino acids. The record is from RefSeq and is a predicted model, not a curated record.
AUGGCGGACCCAUGCGUAGACUCGACAGAGGCUGAGAGGUCUAACACACUCGUCAAAGACACCAGCGCCAGCGGCACACCGGACGGCGUCGAACCUUACCUCUUUCCCAUAGUGGCCUGCCUGGGUUGUUUGACCACCAUGGCCUGCGGGCCAAAAGACGGAGACUUUAUCAGCCCCGCUGAGUACGCGCGGGGAUGCAAGGAAUCUCCGUACGAGGCUGCCUUGUUAGCCAACACAAAGGCCGGGCCGCUCACCGACCAAGAGCUCCUCGAGCAGAUCGUCACAGAUUUCUCUCUCCGAGCAGUUCGUUUCGAUGAUUCGGACAACCGGACGGGUCUCCCUGCAACCUUGAUUCACCUAGGGAAUGGCAUGCAGCUUAAAGCCGAGUAUCACCUGGAUUUCCGCCUCCAAAACAUCCACUUCAAGCUGUGCACCAAAGAGAACCGUUUCAUCAUGUUCUUUUUCAUUCCCAUCAAACAUCUAAAGGACAUUGCAAUCCCCGAGGAGCUAGAUCCUGUCUUUCAUGCGUCGUGUUACGAUCGCGUCGGCAAAUUCGUGCAGCGGCCGCAGCGAGCGGCCGUGCUGCAGGUAAGAGAACGGGCGAUCUGUGACCAGACUCCCGCAUCGGGUAUGUAA